Messenger RNA from Durio zibethinus, 833 nucleotides. Its product is annotated as high mobility group B protein 2-like. The record is from RefSeq and is a predicted model, not a curated record. NCBI's taxonomy places the organism in Eukaryota, Viridiplantae, Streptophyta, Magnoliopsida, Malvales, Malvaceae.
CAAUUUGCCCCAACUUAAUAUCUCCGCCUUGCGGCCUCUGAACUCCCCUCAAUCUCUCACGUGUCUUCCUUUCUCUCUCUCUUUCUCUUUUAUAUUCUCCCCAUUCUCUCUCUCAACCGUAACCCUAGCUUACCAACCAGGAUUCAACAUGAAGGGAGGUAAAUCCAAGUCAGAUACUAAGAGCUCAAAGCUCUCCGUGAAUAAGAAAUCAACCACGAAAGCGGGAAAGAAAUCCGGCAAGGCAGCUAAGGAUCCAAACAAGCCAAAGAGGCCUGCUAGUGCCUUCUUCGUUUUCAUGGAGGAGUUCCGUGAACAAUACAAGAAGGAUCACCCUAAAAACAAAUCCGUUGCUGCUGUUGGCAAAGCUGGUGGAGAUAAAUGGAAGAGCAUGUCUGAAGCUGAAAAAGCACCUUAUAUUGCUAAGGCAGAGAAGCGAAAGACUGAGUAUGAAAAGAACAUGAAAGCCUACAAUAAGAGACAGGCUGAGGGUCCCAAAGAUGAUGACGUGGAGUCUGAGAAGUCUGUGUCUGAGGUGAAUGAUGAGGAUGAUGAUGAUGAAGGCAGUGGGGAGGAAGAUGAUGAUGAGUAGGAUGAUCCAGGGAGGAUAGUAUAAUCAAUGUAGGCUGUGAUAGUGUUUGAUCAUCUUAUGUUAAUGCUUUGAUGUUUCCAUGUUAUUCUUUUAGAUGCACAUACUGUCAUCUAAGGGAAAAAUGUACCUCUGAAUCCUGUUGGUUUCUUUUGCUUCAGAAAUUAAUAGUUGUAGAUGGGAGAUUUGCUGCUAUAUGUACUUUUGAUUUACAGUUGAAUGGCUUAGAUAAAUCCUUUGUAGAGCA